This is a messenger RNA of Fomitopsis serialis, 1452 nucleotides long. RefSeq lists its product as uncharacterized. Lineage: Eukaryota; Fungi; Basidiomycota; Agaricomycetes; Polyporales; Fomitopsidaceae. The transcript has 11 exons. The coding region runs from base 1 to 1452 and encodes 483 amino acids. The record is from RefSeq and is a predicted model, not a curated record.
AUGUCCGGCAGAGGGUCACGCAAGCCUUCGACGCGGGGGCGGGCCCCGUCCACGCGACCACUUAGGCGCGCCACGCCAGGUUCUCGUGUCGCCUCUGGGGACCCCGUAAAUGUUCCCGAGGAUACUUCCGAUGUGCAGGCUGAACGUAACCUUCCAAGUCGCGAGAGGCCUCAGCUUGCCACGUCAGCGGGGGAGCUCGCGGGGAGGAAGCCACAACCUGUUCCCCGCAGACGUUUUGCGAUUCCCAUGGAGGAUGAAGAGUCCGAGGUAGAGGCAACACCGAAGGACCACCCUGUUCGACGAUUCAACAUCCCAAUGGAGGAAGAGACACCCUCGGCAUUUCGGGAGACAUCCGGCACAACCAAGGGAAAGACGGUUGCCCGUGCGAUCCCCGACUUGGGAUCGGAAGCUCAUCACCACUUCCGAUUCAAGAUCCCGAUGGGUGACGAGGACGAGACACACCCAGCGGAAGAGGACUCUACCUCGAGGGCGGCAGGUAAUGCCGUGCAGGUGAAAAAGAAGUCUGUACGGGCCGAAAGUAUGCCGGCCCCGUCGAAUUCCUCGACUGUCGCGGCCCAACCGCCAAGGCAGGCCAGGAUUAAGGUUCGCGGGAGAUUUGCAAUCCCGAUGGACGACACAGAAGAGAAUGAUCCUGACGUUCACCGGGAAAUGUCUAUCAUACACCCUGCCGACACUAGCGGCAUGGCGGGGAACGAGCCAGAGUCCGGCCUUCGAAUUGGGGCCAUUCCUAUGGAAACCGAUGAGGCAGAUGACAGUACAACAAGCGCUACUCCAGGGCAAAGUGAGCCCACUCGUGACUCUGGCGUGCUGCACGACGGGCGCAAACCAGCAGCCGCCAUCAUGCAUAUACGCCGCGAAUCAGAGGUCGAGGUGCAGGCCACGAUAUCGAACGCGCCAGGGUCACCCCCCGGCUGGAGGGCUCUACCAGCACCCACGCCCCUGGUACCUCGGCACAGUCGGCGCCAAUUUGUAGAACCUCCCCCACCACAAGCGUCCACCGGAGCGGAAGGAUGGACCACUGCGGGGGCUUCACGGCCGCCGCAUGCGAGUUCUCAUAUCUCGCGCACGUACACUGGGGGACAAGCGGCGAGUGCGAAUGAAGUACCCGGCCUAGGUGAGAGAACAGGGCAAUCGUCUUCGUCCGCUAUGCCCGACGGGCUGGGGGACCCAUUUCAAGGCCACGAUGUAAACCCAUCGGGACAGCCGGCGAAUAUUACUUACGCUCUGCAACAGAACAUAGACAACGGUGCGGCGUUGACGGCUGCAACAGCGACGAGGGUCUUGGAGUUAACGGCCGAGCGCGGAAUCAUACUCGCUCGUUUGGAGGCCCUCGGAGCACUUCAGAACGCAAACAUCAACAACAUGGAGGCAGUGGGAUGGAUUCGUGGGUGGUACCGCUUGCGUUCGCAUACGGAGCGCGUGGAGGAGUAG